Messenger RNA from Erigeron canadensis, 1238 nucleotides. Its product is annotated as probable serine/threonine-protein kinase PBL3. Gene Ontology annotation, molecular function: protein kinase activity; ATP binding. Bases 25 to 1116 code for a protein of 363 amino acids. Lineage: Eukaryota; Viridiplantae; Streptophyta; Magnoliopsida; Asterales; Asteraceae. The record is from RefSeq and is a predicted model, not a curated record. The transcript is spliced from 6 exons. Gene Ontology annotation, biological process: protein phosphorylation.
CAAUAUCUUAAUAAUAAUUCUCAAAUGGGUAUUUGUGUAGGAAAACCAGCAAAUGUUGUCCAUGUUUCUUCAUCACAGCUCAUUAAAGAGGAUGAAGGAAAUCAACGAUCAGCAAGUAAGAAGGUUUUCAAAAUAAGGAAAGUUUCGAAAGCAUCAGGAGAAAAAAGUUUUCCCAUACCGAAUAACCUCAAGGCUUUUACGUUGAACGAUCUUAGAACCGCAACCAAGAACUUCAGGUCGGAUAGUCUCGUUGGAGAAGGAGGUUUCGGUCUGGUUUAUAAAGGUUGGGUUGAUGAAACCACUUUUGCUCCAGCAAGACCAGGCACUGGACUAGUGGUUGCUGUUAAAGUACUGAAAUCCGAAAGCCAUCAAGGCCAUCGAGAAUGGCUUACAGAGGUCGAUUACUUGGGCAAGCUUCGUCACAAAAAUCUUGUAAAACUCAUUGGAUAUUGUGAGGAAAGCGAAAGCAGACUUCUGGUCUACGAGUUCUUACCAAAAGGAAACUUAGAGAACCAUCUAUUUCGAAAAGGUGUCGAACCCAUAGCUUGGGCCACAAGAAUGCGCAUUGCCCUUGAUGUAGCCCAAGGCUUAUCUUUCUUGCAUAGUAAAGAACCCAGUAUUAUUUAUCGAGACUUGAAGGCUUCUAACAUAUUGCUCGAUUCAGAAUUCACUGCGGUACUUUCAGAUUUCGGGCUGGCUAGAAAUGGUCCUGUAGGAGACAACACACAUGUUUCAACCAGGGUUGUUGGAACCACUGGUUAUGCAGCUCCAGAAUACAUGGCCACAGGACACUUGACCAGAAGCAACGAUGUGUACAGUUUCGGGGUGGUUUUGUUGGAGUUGUUAUCAGGACGCCGAGCAAUUGCAGAUGAGAGAGACGGGGGUAUUGAAGAGACAUUGGUCGAAUGGGUGAAGCCGUUUUUAGUUGACAACAGAGGGGUUUUUAGAAUAAUGGACACACGGUUAGGUGGUCGCUAUUCAAGGAAAGGUGCACAAGCCGUGGCUGCACUCGCGUUAAAGUGUCUCCACAAAGAUUAUAAACAUAGACCAACAAUGGCUGAAGUUGUUGCCUCUUUAGAAGAAAUUGUUACAAAUUCACCCAGAAAUGUACUAUGAGUCUAUUAGUAAAGCUUAUUAUAGCUACAAAACCCGUAUAAAGAUGGUCAUUAACCAAAGUUGUAUAAUAUUUUUUUCGCCUGGUGGCAUUUGGCUUAAUAAUACCAUCAACUUCUUAUAAA